Schistocerca nitens (vagrant locust) is the source of this 1353-nucleotide messenger RNA. RefSeq names its product ankyrin repeat family A protein 2-like. NCBI's taxonomy places the organism in Eukaryota, Metazoa, Arthropoda, Insecta, Orthoptera, Acrididae. The transcript is spliced from 5 exons. Gene Ontology annotation, biological process: regulation of gene expression. Gene Ontology annotation, cellular component: nucleus. The coding region runs from base 338 to 1066 and encodes 242 amino acids. The record is from RefSeq and is a predicted model, not a curated record. Gene Ontology annotation, molecular function: protein binding.
UUGGUAGUAUGUAAACAUGGGAUGUUGAUGUGUGACAGCAUUCUUAGAGUUUGGAUUCUGUAUCGCAACAGCUGUCUGUUAUUGUAAGCUGCUGUUUGCGAUGUAACCACGUUUAGUGCUCGAAUAACACUGUGAUGCUUGUGUAAAUACAAAGAAAAUAGUGUGGUACAAAAUGCGAGCAACGCUCAAGAAUAGGAUUUGCGAAGAUAAGAUAAUUCAUGAAGAGGUUGUGACUUAUCAGCAGAAUUAGGUCGUAUUGCUACUUUGUAGAGUAUGUCAGUGCUUAUUGGGAGACAUUAUUAUCACUGAAUGACAUAAAUACAGGAGUAUUAGGGAGAUGGAUGUGAGCCAAGAAUUUUCACAAAAUCUCAGCCACAAGAAACAGAAUGUAGGCUGUGAAAUAACAACGAAAUCAGUAGACAGCGGAGAUAGCUCAGUUAACCAUGGUUCAACAAAAAUGAGAUGGUCUCCAAGAUCUUGGCAAGAUGGUACUCGUAAAAGUGCUUUCCAGCCGUACAAGCCCACUACAGUGCUGACAAACUUGCAACGAGGGAACAUCCCAACUGAAACGCCAGUGACGGAACAAGUUGAUCUCGGUUUUCAUCACCGAGCAGGACUUGGAGAAAUAAAUGAAGCCGAUAUACGACAAGAAGCAGAUGUGGAUGCUGCAGAUACAAAUGGUCUAACAGCCCUGAUGUGGGCAAGUUCUUAUGGCCAAGUGCCAACUGUGCAGUUACUACUGCAGCAUGGAGCAAGUGUCAACAAGCAAGGGCCUGAGGGUGAGACAGCACUGCUGUUGGCAGCAGCUGGUGGACAUCAUGAUGUUGUGCGAAUCCUGCUGACAGAAGGAGCAUCUGUUAAUCAUGCUGAUGAUGUUGGAAAUACUGCCCUGAUAUAUGCAGCUCAUGGCGAUCAUCCUCAUUGCACAAAUGAACUUCUUAUAAGGGGUGCUGAUCUCACUAUCAUGAAUCUGAAUGACGAUACAGCAUAUGGCGUUGCAGUUUCUGAAGGCAGCAAGCUUGCACAGCAGGUGAUUGAAAACCAUAUAUUGACACUACUCAACUGAGUAGUCAUGCUGUUGGGCCAGUGGGAAGCAGUUUCUGUGGUUUUUUAGUACAAAUUAUGUGUACAAAGUACCUUAGUGUGUUGAAAGCAUAUUUUUAUGUUGUUUGAACUUUUAAUUCUGUAUAGUUUAAUUAUGUUGGCUAUCAUGUGAAGUAAUAUAUCUUUCUAGACACCUGUAGAAGAUACAGUGAAAGUACCUGUAACUUUCCAUGAAACUGCUUGGAAAGCAAAGUUGUAAAAACAUAUGAAACUGUUGUUUUUCAAUAAAAUAUCAUUUAUAUCCUGUGA